Molecule: messenger RNA, 998 nt
Organism: Periconia digitata
Lineage: Eukaryota; Fungi; Ascomycota; Dothideomycetes; Pleosporales; Periconiaceae
Source: the annotation of a GenBank genome assembly
ACUCACACCGGCAAAGAGGCUAGUCGCCGCCGGACUUACACGCAAAAGCCUAUUUAUUCAUCUCCCACAGCCAUGACAGAGCGGACAGGCUCACAUUGUCUUCUUUAUUGCUUGCGCGUCGCGGCUUUCUCUAUCGCCCUCCUCUGCCUCCUAUUGGGCUUGACCUCGCGUGCUUUCUUCUUCUCUUGUUCCCACAGCUUUUGUGUGACAAUGAAGGAUUUUCCACACCGCCACGAAGACGCCAAUGACGAUGAGCGCAAAGCUCGUGAAAGCAAUGUACUUCUUCGCUGUUUCGAGCGUGAACUGCGGAUUGAUGUUGAUGAUGAUGAUGGUGUUCGUGUCCGUAUUGAGAGGGUUGCUUUAGUUGGGGUUGGGAAGCGAAGGAGGUUUGUUAUGGUGGUGGUGAGUAAAGCGUUGUGAGUUUUGUUGGUGGGGAAGUUGCAGCCAAGACAAAGCGUUGUCCUAUACACGGGAGCACGAGAAAACCCGCAAAGCUUCAGCACGACUAGCUGGAGUCAAAUGGGUUUCAGUAUCGGGGAAAUCCGUUGUGUGUGGGAUUUUGCUAAUAAAAUCGUAGACAUGGAUGGUACGAGCUUGACAGCCCAGCAUGUAGAUUCCAGGUUCUAUCUACGUAUAAAUUAUCACAGUACGGUCCGACAUCUCGUCCCUAAGAUGACAUUGUUCUAUCCACAAUUACCCACAAAAUACUGCGGUCAAUCCAUUUUUCUACACGAUAUGCUAGUCGCUGCUGGUAUAAGCCUUCAGCCUGGAGAUCCCCUUCGAUCUACCUCCACUUAGGCCGUCUCCUUUGUACUCAAGUUGUCGAUCCGCGCCUGGCCAUAUUCCCCGAAAUCCUUUCUUGGUUGAAUAUUCCAACAUCGUUUCAAGGCUAGGAAAUUUCUUGUUCGACCUUUGGUGGAUUAUCUCACGUCGCGAUUUGCCUGUUCGUUCGAUUGUUCCUUGAAGCUGUUGCGUGGCUGCUGCAGCACGAGCAGCCC